ACACUUCAUAAUCUACUUACAGGUAAAAUGAACCUUGACUAAGGCCCUUGAUACCAGAAAGUCGUCGCUUCCACUUCGCACCAGUAACUUCCAUACUUCCUCAUAUAACAAUAACUUUUCGCUCAUCUUCUGGCUGAAGCUGCAGAUACUCUUACCUACUUCAGUCGCGGAACAUGUCAGCUAAUCCUGCUUUAGUCCAAAUCUCGAAUGGCGAGCUAUGGCCUGCUCCAUUCCCAAGUGAAGUUUUCGUCCUCCGCCGUGAAGGUGUACAGUGUGAACUUCAUGGCGUCCAAACAAAAAUAAAGGGCUGGCAGGCGCGCGGGGCGCUGUACCUCUCCAACAUCCGCCUCGUCUUCGUAGCAUCCAAGACAGACGAGUCAGGCCUGGUUGCGUUUGACUUCCCGCUGGUCUACAUCCGCAAUGACUCACUCAACCAGCCCAUCUUUGGCUGCAACAACCUGGCAGGCCAGGUGUGGCCCGCAGUGGAGGGCGGCGGCCCCGCCGGCAGCCUGCCCCCGCACGACUUCCGCGUGUACUUCAAGGAGGGCGGCAUCGGCACCUUCUACCCGCUCUACUACACGCUGGCGGACCGAGCAAAGCAGGCCUUCGCAGCAGCGGAGGGCCGCAACCGCGCCGACCCCAACCCGCCCACCUUCGUGGCGGGGCUCGUGUCGCACGCCUUUGUUGACCCCGCCGACCCCUCCACCAUCUACCUGGCGGAGAGGCAGCCAGUGGGGGAGGAGCAGCGGCUACCGGAGGCACCCAGGUACGCGGCCAACUACGGAGAGGACGAGGUGUACGAAUCCAUGGAGCCGGGGGCGGCGGGGGCGCGGCAGGGGCCGGGACAGCUGCGGACGUGAGGCGGGAACAGCAGCAGCAGCAGCGGACGUGAGUGCUCCAAGGACGUGCAUCAUGCGACCAUGCGAAGGGGAAGCAGGGGCCGGCAUGUCAGCAACGGAAGCUAUUGAGGGGACGACCACAACGUCCAACCAAAACACAGGACAUGCCCACAGCCCCGAAGCCUGCCGUGCUGUUGCUGCUCUGCUGGCUGCUUCUGCU
This is a messenger RNA of Astrephomene gubernaculifera, 1059 nucleotides long. The record is from the annotation of a GenBank genome assembly. NCBI's taxonomy places the organism in Eukaryota, Viridiplantae, Chlorophyta, Chlorophyceae, Chlamydomonadales, Astrephomenaceae.